UCCCCUUCCCCCGUCGCCCUGCCUGCUAUUUCUUCUUCCCUUGUCACAAGCUCCGCUUGACUCGUCGUUGAUCCUCUCCGCCUUCGAUCCCUUCCGGCCAUCCUUCCCUUUCGCAUCGUCGCGAAUAGGAAUCGGAUCUGGUUUCGGCAGCCGCCGCCUUGUCGUCGGAUUGACGCCGCGAGAGGAGUUUUCGACUGCCAACGGCGAAAAAAAAAUCCGAUCUUGGAGAGUUUGGGAUUAGGGUUUUUGGUCCUUCGCCGGUGGGAGAUCGAGGGAGCUGUCUCGCAGGUAAAGAUUCUCCGGGAAUAGUAUGGCCGGGGAGCGAGGUGAGGUAAGCGGCUACCUCAUGGAUCCGUGUCUUUAUAACAGUCUUCCUUCCCUACCUCCACCGGAAAGUCGCGAUCUUGGAUCGCCGUGGUCGCCCUCCGCCCACGCGCCCUACUCUCCGUCCAACGUGCUGUCGACGCCGGAUGUGCUGCCUGCCGAUCCCGCCCACGCCGCUGACAGCGUUUACCCUUCCUCCUCCGAGCUCCUUCUGUUGUACGAUGAGCACGAUGUUACUUCUUCUACUUCAGAGUCGCCGGGAGUCGAUGGGAAUGAACCGUUAGCUCGAGAGCCGCUGCGCCUGGUGCGCCGCGAUGUUGAUGCCCAAAUCGCCGUUCCAUCGCCUUCUCAGCCUUCCCUGAGAGCUGGGCAUGAUCGAGUUGAGACGGCCUAUGCCCAUGUUCGCCUGAGCGAGCUCACUGCUCGUGGCAACACUCUCUCUGCUCAGCAUCAGCUCCUCCAACACCCAGAGUACCGUUUCCAGAGGUUGCUAGAAUUGCUGCGAAUUCGUAGGUCGAUCACCACCGAAGUGCAGGGGCUCGAUGCUGUUCCCAAUCCCUUGACAAACCCUGAAAGGUUGAUGCAUGACAUUAUGCAAUCUCAUAGGGCAAUGGAGGAUGCCAAGAAGGCCACCGAAAGCGAGAAGUCGGGAGAUGUGGAGAACAAAAAAGAUGAUAGUUCCGCAGCUAAUUUCGAGUGCAACAUUUGUUAUGAGCUCGCCAAGGCACCAGUGGUUACUCCUUGUGGUCAUCUCUAUUGUUGGUCUUGUUUGUAUCAGUGGCUUCAUGCUCAUUCUGUCAAUUCUGAAUGCCCUGUCUGCAAAGGGCAGGUACUUGAAGUUAAUGUAACUCCUAUUUAUGGUCGCGGAGGAGACGAAACGAAAGAUCUUAAGCAAGACAACGGCGAUGAGGAAUCAGGUUUGAAGAUUCCUCCCCGGCCCUCAGCUAACAGAAUUGAAAAUUUGAGGCCACAAUUGCGGCAGAGACUGGAAGAAGGAAUAGCAAACUCAUGGAGGAAUUCUAUGAAUGAAGACACACAUGAUGAGCACAGAACAGGACCUCGCUCAUCUAGGAGACAGGAAAGGUCUAGUGCUGCACGAACUGCGGUGAGGAGAAGGCCGGUUCGAAGAAUGCAACGGGAGGAGGGGAGGGGUUCAAACUCUACUGGAAUCGGCUUGCGUGGGGAUGAGUCAUUGAGCUACCCAAUUAUUCCACCUCUGGUCUUCCAUGGCGGAGUUGUUCCAUUUCAACAAGCUGGACUAUCAUCGUUGUCUAAUAGUCUUGAGCCUCUACUACAACAUAGGGAUAGUGCUGGGUCAGUAGUUGCUGCAGACCAAGCAUCGGCUUCGAGAGGGAACCCCCCAGACUUGGCUUUUUCCAAUGUAGGUGGAAGUCGUCGUACCCGUGCUAGAAGGAUGCACUAAAUUACCUUCAAAUUAUAUGGUGAACAAUUUCAGUGACCCUUUCCCCUCUUAUUUUGUUUUGAAAUCGCUUGUCUUAUUCUAAGUUUUAAUUAAGUCACAGAAUUAUGAUGAAUACAGAUGUGUUUUGGUAGAACGAAA
This is a messenger RNA of Zingiber officinale, 1885 nucleotides long. RefSeq lists its product as uncharacterized. Gene Ontology annotation, molecular function: ubiquitin protein ligase activity; ubiquitin-like protein conjugating enzyme binding. The transcript has a single exon. Gene Ontology annotation, biological process: ubiquitin-dependent protein catabolic process. The record is from RefSeq and is a predicted model, not a curated record. NCBI's taxonomy places the organism in Eukaryota, Viridiplantae, Streptophyta, Magnoliopsida, Zingiberales, Zingiberaceae. Gene Ontology annotation, cellular component: endoplasmic reticulum. Bases 311 to 1747 code for a protein of 478 amino acids.